AUGAGUAAUUUGGAAAAAGAAUACACGACUAAUUCCGUUCUGCAUAAUCAUUCUUGGUAUAAUGAUGUUGCUGAUAAGUUAUUGUCUGAAAAUUUUUAUCUCACAGCCCUGGAAUUUUAUGCUGAAUUAACCGAGUGUGGAAAAGAAUUACCAAAGUUAAAAGAUUUUUUUUCAAAUCCUUUAAAUUUUGAACAGGGAUCAUUAAGCAAACAUGAAAUUAUUCAAUCAGAAAAUCUACCGAGAUCAUCGAGUCAAGCUACAUUAGAUAGUUUAGAUUUAACUAGGUAUUCAGAAGAUGGAGAAAGAAGUACAGAUGACAGAGUGGCAGUUUUAGAAUUUGAACUUAGAAAAGCAAAAGACACAAUUAAUGCUUUACGAGCCAAUUUGACUGAAGCUGCUGCUUCAGAAUCUGAAACUAGUAAAAAUAGAUCUCAGAAGGCUAAUUUGAAAGAAUGUUUAUCACCAUUUAACAAAUCUAGUCUUUCCAUAAAAGCACACGAGCAAAGGGCCCUUAAUUUUUUAAUUAACGAAUACCUCUUGUUGUAUGGCUAUAAGUUAACAUCAAUAACAUUUGCCGAUGAAAAUGAAAAUCAAGAUUUCGAAGACUGGAAUGAUGUUGGUUUAAAUUGUGGGAGACCAUUUGAACUCCUUUACAUAUACAGAGAAGGUUUGAAGGGUAUCAAAUCGAAUAUAUGCGUAGAAACAAAAGAAUUUGAAUGCCAAGUGUCAUUAUAUGAUGAAGUUAAACAAAAUUUACAAAUUAAUGAAUUGGAAUCUGAAAUUUCUCAAUUAAACAAUAAAAUAACUUCAAUGGAAUUAGAUUAUUCAAACAGAAUUAGGAAUUUAGAGAAUCGAAAAAUUAAAGAAGAAGAAUCUCAAAGGAGUGAAACUCCAGAUCCUGAAUAUUUUGAAAUUAUAGAAACGGUAAAAUCUGAAUCUGAGACUAAAAGUGAUAAUGGUGAAUGGACUCGAAUAGAAGAAAAAUUAAAAAAGGAAAGUUUAGAUUUAAAAUCUGAUAGUCAAUCUAAUUUUGAAUCUAUAAGUAAUGAUGACAAAGGAGAUGCUCAGUCUAUUUUAUUAGAAAAUGAUGAUAUGCUUUCCGAUUGUAAAUGUCCAAUGGAAAAUUUAGAACAUUCGAUUAAUAAUAAUAAGAAUGAAGGAGAAAAUUUAAAUAGUUUUAGUGAUUAUGCUUGUAAAAGUCUUAACGAAACCGAACAUGAUAAUUGUAGUGAAAUGUAUAAAAGUUUAAAUGAAUCGGAAAAACUUAAAAAGCAGGCGGGAAAAAUGUUUGAUGAUAAAAUUUUUAAUAUUUCAAACUCUAGCAGAAACAUUCCGAGUGAUUUUAAAAAAAAAAUUAUUCAUUACUGUGAUAAUUUAAACGUUUUUUACAGCAAUAAAAAUUUUGAUUAUAAAUGCUUGAAAGCUGAAUUAUUUCAAGAUAUUACUAUUGAUGAUAUUGUUAAAAUUGUAUCAGAUAGUUUACCAAAAAUUAUUCCAAAUGUAAUACUCAACAAAAGAGAGGAAAUUAUUCCAUUGUUAAUAUUGUCCAUAUGUCUUAACGAUGACGCACCUAAAAGAGAUAAACUUCUUAAUUUGCUUUUUAAUUUAAAAAAAAAGCCACAAUCGGAGGAAAGAAGUUUAAUUUUACAAAGUCUUUUGAAAAUAGCUCAGUUAAAAGGGUCAAAUACGGUCGAAAAUGAAAUAUUACCUCAGUGUUGGGAACAAAUAACUCAUAAAUAUCUCGAAAGAAGAAUUUUAGCAGCCGAAUCAUGUUUGGUAUUGGUUCCAUACGUUUCUGAGGCCAUUCGAAAUUCCCUUAUUUUAUCAAUCGCACAGCAAUUACUAGAGGAUCGCGAUGAAAAUAUACGAAAAGUGGCCAUUAAAAUAGUAGCUCUACUUAUCGCUUUGAUUUCUGACGAAGAUAAAUACGAUCAAGUGUCAGAAAUGUGUUUUUUGGUUUUAAACGAUGAAUCAUCAGAAGUUAUUAGAGUAACAAAAGAAUUGUUAUUUCCAUCGUUGGCUCAAUGGAGUUUUUCGAAUAAAAAAAUAUUGUCCAGUUUAUUAUUCAAAUUAUUGUGCAAAAUAAAAAAGGAAAAAAAUUUAAAUUGCAUGUGCAUUGUUGAAAAUUUACUACCUUUUGUCGUUAUGACUGUUGCAAGCUCUGAAGUAUUGCUUUCGAAUCCUGACAAAAAUGAAUGUCUAAAUAUUGACAGGGAAGAAUUUACCACUUUGUGUAAAGGACUUUGCGAUCCGAAAUUAUUUUGUAUGGAACAACCAGAAAAAUUAUUAUCCGCAUUCGAUAAUUACACGUCAAAAUCAGAAUUUAAUUUAUCCGAAUGCCCUGAAUUCGAUUGGAUAAAAGAUAUUUUUGUCUCGUACAUAUUAGAAACUGGGGAUAAUUUUUGGGAGGAUACCGAAGUAUUAAAAAAAUUAAUGUCCACGUUAAGAUAUUUGUGUUUGGGUUUGGGAAAAAGGGUGACCAAUCUCAUUGUAAAACCAGUCUUAUUGGAAAAAUUAAUGGAAUGCGAAAAUGCUGUCGUAUCCGGUCAAGAUUACAAAUGCGCAAUAAUACCUCUGUACUUAGUAGGAGUUUUGUCUACUUUUCCCGAAGAACUUCAAGAAAUGAGCAAUACCCUAAGGAGAUUUAUUUGUGCCUUACCUUUGUGUGGAGUUUCAUUGACUCCUUUGAAAGUCACCGUGGAAAUCCUUUGUCAAUUUCAACCGUGGCAAAUAUUAAUAUUAGACGCGAUAUGGGAAGGCGUAGUUCAUCAGAGGUUGUUGGUUCGAUGCGGAAGCGCUUCCUUGUUACGACAAGUUAUACACCACACACCUGAAAUUUUAAUCAAUACCAAGAUAAUGCCUGCUUUAGUUACUUUAGCGAGUGAUCCAGAACCUUCCGUGAAAGCAAGCACGAUACCAGCGUUAGGGUUGCUAAUCAACUCGAAGGACAAAGCCAUCAAAGAUAAAGUUAACAUGACACUUCAAUCUUUGUUAACGGAAAGCACUUCUUUGGAAAAUUACAGUUUGUUAAUACAAUGCAUCAAAACGCUUGCAUCAAUUUAUGAAAAUUGCGACGUUAAAUUCAGAGAAGAAGUUGUUCUGCCACAAUUAUGUACGCUAUCUUCUUUUGCUCUGCGAUGUAAAGACAAAGAAAUGGUCGAAAGUCUAAUAGAUGCUUUUUCAUUCAUAACCUUUUCACAAAUUCAAGCCUCGUCUCAAAGCGUUUCGAUGAGUUUACUUCCAGCUCUAAGGAAUCUCGACGUGGUUUGCACUCAGUUGAAUAUGACUCAUUCGGAACAAGUUAAUUCGAUGAUGAGAGAUGUGGAACGUCGAUUACCCGGAACGACGAAAGAAAAUUCUUCCAAAACCGUUGCCAAAUCACCGUCGGAUGGCGGUAAAAGGAUGAGCGGCGUCGUGACGACACACGACGUGGUAGAAGACGUCAGAAACAGAGUAAAUAAAAUAUUCAAUGCGAAACCGAACACUCUUCAAAACGUAUCUGGAAUAUUUAAAAAAAAAACGUAA
Messenger RNA from Pediculus humanus corporis (human body louse), 3525 nucleotides. RefSeq lists its product as uncharacterized. Gene Ontology annotation, cellular component: recycling endosome; trans-Golgi network. Gene Ontology annotation, biological process: intracellular cholesterol transport. Gene Ontology annotation, molecular function: protein binding. The transcript has 12 exons. Lineage: Eukaryota; Metazoa; Arthropoda; Insecta; Psocodea; Pediculidae. The record is from RefSeq and is a predicted model, not a curated record. The coding region runs from base 1 to 3525 and encodes 1174 amino acids.